AUGAACCCCAAUAACUAUGAUGCAAUUGUCUGUGCUAAAAUACCUAACCAAUUAACUGAUCCUAAAGCAUAUGCUUCUGUUACUACAAAUAUGAUCAAUGGCCCAUGCAGAGAGCUUAAUACUAACGCCUCUUGCAUGACUGACAAUAGUUCUAACCAUAAGAGAUGUUUCAAAGGAUAUUCUAAGCAGUUUCAAAAUGAAACCCUUCAAGGAGAAAACUCUUAUCUGGUAUAUUGUUAUCAUCAAGAUUUUCAACAAGUUGAGAUAAGA
Messenger RNA from Dentiscutata erythropus, 270 nucleotides. Lineage: Eukaryota; Fungi; Glomeromycota; Glomeromycetes; Diversisporales; Gigasporaceae. The record is from the annotation of a GenBank genome assembly.